AGGGGGUUACCCAAACACCCCACCGCCACAUGUAAGACAUGCGUGUGUGUGGGGUGGUGCCGUGUUGUGCACCACCCGUUGUUAUCAGUGAGCAGCAGUAAGUAGGCGCUCAAUGCGUGCUUUCGGUACACUUGUCUCAGUUUGGCUCUUUCUUGGUUCGAUGGGCACCCUCUCAACCGCCUCGCUGCGUUCUCAAGGACGCGCUCGUACGGUCGAGAACACGAUGCCAAGAGACGCGGCACCUUGUUGUUAGUUUGUUAAGCAGUACGAUGCAACGAAACGGAUCCCAUUAAUACAUGCAUACACGCGUACGUUGUGUUGUCGUCGUCGUCGUCGUCGUCGUCGUCAUCGCCGUCGAUCUUCAUCCGCGGAACCAUAUCCAAGUGGAAUCCGUUCCGAUUCAAUCCAAGAGCCCGCCAUGGUCGUCAGUCCACUACAAGAGGCGUUUGAAGGAAGUCGAGGUACAACCACACUGGCACAGCCAACGAGUUUUGCUUCUGUACAGCCUAGAAGUGUUUCGUUUCUCGUGUGAAGCUGUGAAAUGUGUGCUUCAAUCUCAUCGCUGGCAGUGGAAUAAUUUCUCUGUGAAAUCGUAGUAACCGGUGGAGCGACCGAAGUGGCAAUUAAAAAUCGUAAUUAGAAGGCUACGAGCGCGUGACACAGGCGCAAGGAAGAUACCUGUUGCUACUUCGUGCUUGCCAUAACACUGACCAAUUCCUCGUGUCGCCCGUGCCGGGCUGGCCUGCCAAGCGUGAUUUGUAUUAUCGGAAGCUAAUCGGAAAUAGGAAGCGACGAUGGCCGGUGCAAAGUACAGUGUCACGUUCGUUCGACACGGUGAGAGCGAGUGGAACAAGAUGAAUCUCUUCUGCGGUUGGCACGAUGUUGGGCUCAGUGAAGAAGGAGAAUGGGAUGCUCUGGAAGUAUCGGCUGCGGCACUCAAGCGCGAAAACAUGCACUACGACAUCGCCUUCACGUCCUGUCUGCGUCGGGCCAACCAAACGCUCGAGAUCAUCCUGAAGGAACUGAACCAAACGAACAUUCCGGUGCGUCAGUUGUGGCGGCUGAAUGAGCGACACUACGGUGCUCUCACCGGAUUCAACAAGCGCCAAAUGGCGGACAUCUACGGCGAGGAGCAGGUGCAGAUUUGGCGCCGCAGCUUCAACAUUCCGCCUCCUGCCAUCGAACCGUCCAAUCCGUACUAUCACGCGAUCAAAAAUAAUCCUCGGUUGCGGCACAUUAAUGAGCAGGACUUUCCGACCACCGAAACCCUCGAGACAACGAUGGAAAGGGUUGUGCCUGAGUGGAGCGAUUCGAUCAUACCGGAGGUGCGGGCCGGUAAACGCGUACUAGUCGUCGCGCAUGGUACAAGUCUGCGGGGGUUGGUGAAGCACAUUCAAGAUAUUUCAGACGCGGACAUCAUGAAAUUCAACCUACCGAACAGUAUUCCCUUCAUCAUCGAUUUCGAUGCUUCGAUGAAGAUGGUGGGCAACAUUCGGUUUCUCGCCAACGACGACACGGUCCUGAAGGCGAUGGAGAAGGUGGCCUCAAUUGGCAAAUAGGGACGACCAGGUGCCGGCACCACCAUCCCUUAGCGAUCCAGUGCAAAGCUCUACCUCACAAGCCAUCCGCGUUGCAGCGGCGAAACGAACACGGAAAUGGGCACGGGAACGGUAUGAAAACGGACGGAAGUUGAUUCCAGUAUCCUCUCCGGUGCAAGAUUACUGGGCAUGAUUUAUGUUUAUUAAAACCCUGCUCUUGAUCGAGGUGCGUUACAACGAAAGUGCCGCCUCAUGCUUACCGUGUAGCUUCCGUGUGCGUAUCGGUCAGGUUUUAGUGGUAGUUUUUUCGCUUUUCAAAAUUCCUGUAUUUUCCCUUUUUGGUGUAUUUAUUAUACGAUUGUCGAUUUUUUUAAUUUGUUAUGCGUACGCAGCGUAAGCAAGAGAAAGUGUGCGAGAUCAGGCGGCAGGAGAGUUUUUUAGGAUUUUAACUCUAGCGGUAAACUCUAGUUGUGUAGGGUUUUGUAAGCAUUAAUGCAUGUGUGUGUGCGGCAAAUAAAAUAAAAUACUACUGUUUUAUUGAACACAUAUUCCCGCCAGCGCCAGCGGAGCGUGGUAUAAGUGGCUUUAUUUUCGUUUAUAUUCGACAUUUUUGAAGAAAGGUCCACUCAGCUAGUCACAAAGCGUGGUGAGGGGUUACUGUUUUUAAAGUGUAAAGAUAGCGUUAUCGAUCGUUUGAACCGCAACCAUACAACAAAUUGAUUAACGCUGCACCAUAAGCCUUAUCAGUUCGACAAACACUCACUCGCUUCCUAAUUGCCUUAUCUUCGUUUACAUUACCAGUCCAGUAGCCGUCUGGAGUACAGGUUUUAAAAGCUCUCGCAUUGCAUAAUCUUCUGGCUGGCUACAAAAGAGUCUCCCUUCCCGCGUGUGUAAUAUAUGUCAUGUCGUGUUAAAAC
This is a messenger RNA of Anopheles darlingi, 2455 nucleotides long. Its product is annotated as phosphoglycerate mutase 2-like. Gene Ontology annotation, biological process: glycolytic process. Lineage: Eukaryota; Metazoa; Arthropoda; Insecta; Diptera; Culicidae. The record is from RefSeq and is a predicted model, not a curated record. Gene Ontology annotation, molecular function: intramolecular phosphotransferase activity. The coding region runs from base 795 to 1559 and encodes 254 amino acids. The transcript is spliced from 4 exons.